AUGGACUACUAUCCGGCCCCCAAAGGCAAGCAGCCACGGAUACCCAUCGACGACGACGGGCCGACCGAGAUGCCUGGCGCAUACCCCCAGACGAGCCAGAUCCAGUGGCCCGACGUCCGCCACGCGAGCGCCCCGCCGCAGCAGCCAGCGCCCCGCGCCGCCGGCGACCCGGCCGUGGGGAGGCUCCUCGAGUGGAGCGCCGGCAUCGACAGGAGCAUAGCCGAGAUCAACCGGAAGCUGGACUUCCUCCUCCUCGAGACUAAGGACUUCCGCGGCAUGGAGGCGCACUACAGGGCGCUGCUGCGGGAGCAGACGUCGGCGGGCACGGCCCUGCCCAACGCGUGCCGACGGCUCGACGCCCAUAGGCAGAGCGUCCUCGAGACCGUGCAGAGGCUCGACGGGACGGCGAAGCAGAUCGAGGGUCUGGCGCUCGACCUCGAACGCCUGCGGGAGGGCAGCGAGGUCACCGUGUCCAUCAAGCCUGGGAGGAAGUGA
Colletotrichum navitas is the source of this 495-nucleotide messenger RNA. RefSeq lists its product as uncharacterized. The record is from RefSeq and is a predicted model, not a curated record. Bases 1 to 495 code for a protein of 164 amino acids. The transcript is spliced from 2 exons. NCBI's taxonomy places the organism in Eukaryota, Fungi, Ascomycota, Sordariomycetes, Glomerellales, Glomerellaceae.